Messenger RNA from Nothobranchius furzeri (turquoise killifish), 3192 nucleotides. RefSeq names its product bone morphogenetic protein/retinoic acid inducible neural-specific 3a, tandem duplicate 2 (gene brinp3a.2). Gene Ontology annotation, biological process: negative regulation of mitotic cell cycle; nervous system development; cellular response to retinoic acid. Lineage: Eukaryota; Metazoa; Chordata; Actinopteri; Cyprinodontiformes; Nothobranchiidae. Gene Ontology annotation, cellular component: dendrite; neuronal cell body; cytoplasm. The record is from RefSeq and is a predicted model, not a curated record.
CGUCCGGGCUCCCCUUUGUCCGAGCCGCCUUCCUCUCAAAUCGCUUCGACUUGGUUCGGAGUGUGCACAAGUGCGUCCUGGAGUGCCGUUUCCCCUUUUCUCUUCUCCGCGGAGUUGCUACUGAAUCCCAGCAAACUGUGAAAUGUGCUCUUUGGCCGCUGCGGCAGCUCGGGGCUCCGAGAUCCUGCAAGAGGAUGAAGAAUACUGAGCUAAACUUUACGCGCUGUUCCAUACCCUGGUGUUUGGGGGCCAUUGAGGUGAUGCAGGUCCCCCUGUUAUCCCAGUGGAGGAGCCAGCUAAUGACAGGCGUAUUGGUCUGCUGAACGCCCCCACCCCCCCACCACCUCCACUGCCCUUCAUCCCUCCCUCCCCUCAUCGCUGAUGGCUCUAUGGGGCAUCAUCAGCCUCAGCCUUCAUUGCUGGGUGUGUUUACGAUCCGGUGCAACAGCAACAGCAGCGGCGUCCAGCCUACCUAAUGACAGACCGGGGGGACCUCUGGACUGGCUCCUUUCAGAUAAGGGACCAUUCCACCACUCCCCAGAGUACAUCGACUUCGUGGAGAAGAACCGACAAGGCUUCUCCACCAGAUACAAGAUCUACAGAGAGUUUGGGCGAUGGAAGGUGAACAACCUCGCUGUGGAGCGGAGAGAUUUCCUGGAGUCUCAGCUGCCUUUGACCCCCGAGUUCAUUAGGAACAUUCGACUCCUGGGGCGCCGACCGACGACCCAGACGAUUACCGAGAACCUGAUCAGGAAGUACGGAACUCACUUCCUGCUGUCCGCUACACUUGGAGGAGAAGAGGCCUUGACGAUAUUUGUGGACAAAAGGAAGUUAAGUAAGAAGGCAGAAGUGAGCGAUUACUCUGGCAACUCCUCCACGGUGACGCUGGAAGCCCUGCACCAGCUGGCGGCCUCCUACUUCAUCGACAGAGAGAGCACGCUGCGCAAGCUGCAUCACAUCCAGAUCGCCUCCACUGCCAUCAAGGUGACAGAAACCCGAACAGGCCCUCUUGGGUGUAGUAACUAUGACAACCUGGACUCGGUCAGUUCGGUGCUCGUUCAGAGCCCUGAAAAUAAAGUCCAGCUGCAAGGCUUGCAAGUGAUCCUCCCAGACUACCUGAGGGAAAGUUUCGUGCAGGCUGCUCUGAGCUACAUCGCCUGCAAUGGAGAAGGCGAGUUUGUCUGCAAAGACAAUGACUGCUGGUGCAACUGUGACCCCAAGUUCCCAGAGUGCAACUGCCCUUAUAUGGACAUCCAAGCGAUGGAAGAGAGCCUGGAGCGGAUCACGGAGACGUGGGGGAUGCUUUAUAAGGAGUUUGAAGAAUCAGAUGAAUUCAAGGCUUUUUAUGCAAGACUUCCCCAGAGCUACUUUUUGAAUGUGUCGAUGAUACAGCACUUGUGGUCCUUGGACAGCCUGUUUCAGUGGCGGUACGAGCAGCUGGAGAACAGCAUGCGCGUCCUCUCCAAACGAGCCCAGAGAGUCAUCUUCAAACUCUUUAGUCUCAGUAAAAGAUGUCACCGGCAACCUCAGGUUCGCAUUCCAAGGGAGAGGCCUCAGUCCUACUGGCUGGGUCAUUUCCAGUCCAUCCUGUACUGCUCCGAGAACAACCAACUAGGAGAAUUCUCAGAGGAGCUCCACAGCUGCAGCUGCCGAUACGAGCGUGGCGCCUGUCAGCUGCCUCCCCCUUGCUCUGUCGGGGAAGGCUCGGCCUGUGCGACCUGCGCGUCGGACAACCACACCAGAUGUGGGAGCUGCAACCCCGGCUUCGCCCUGACGCAGGGGGCUUGCAGACCUAUGGUGGCAGAUUCUACAGAGAACUACCUUGGCUUUGAGACGGACCUCCAGGAUUUGGAGCUGGGCUACUUACUCCAGAGAGCAGACCGCAGGCUAGAGGUUCAUGCGAUUUUCAUCAGCAACGACAUGCGACUUAACAGCUGGUUCGACCCGUCCUGGAGAAAGAGGAUGCUGCUGACGCUGAAGAGCAACAAGUACAAGUCCAACAUGGUCCACAUGCUGCUCGGAGUGUCCCUUCAGAUCUGCCUUACCAAGAACAGCACCCUGGAGCCUGCCCUGACUCUCUACAUCAACCCUUUUGGAGGAAGCCACUCUGAGAGCUGGUACAUCCCUGUCGAUGAGAACAGCUAUCCCGACUGGCACGCCACCAAGCUGGACCUGCCCUUUGAGUGUUACAACUGGACUUUGACUUUGGGUAACAAGUGGAAAACUUUCUUUGAAACCAUCCACAUCUACCUUCGCAGUAGGAUAAAGACUCACGACGGAGUGAACGACAGCGUUUAUUACGAGCCCGUAGAAAUGACAGAUCCUGCUCAGAGCCUGGGGUACAUGAAGAUCAACAGCAUCCAGGUCUUUGGCUACAGCAUGAACUUCGACCCAGAGGCGAUCCGAGACCUGAUCCUGCAGCUGGACUACCCGUACACCCAGGGCUCGCAGGACACGGCCAUGCUUCAGCUCAUGGAGAUCCGAGACCGGGUGAACCGGCUGUCCCCUCCUGGCCAGCAGAAGUUGGACUUGUUUGCCUGCCUCCUCCGUCACAGACUCAAACUAACGCCUAGCGAGGUGGUUCGUAUCCACGCCUCUUUACAGGCCUUCAUGUCACGUCUGCCCAAUUCAGCGGAUUAUGAGACCACCAAACUGUGCAGUUAACAGCCGCUUGCAGAAACUAAACAGCUAAAAGGGGAACUGCGGUAGCUUAUUUGGUGCAGGUGCACACACACACACACACACACACACACACACACACACACACCUGCUCGGUCUCAAUGGAUUACCAAACUCUGUGGCUAAUCAGACCACAACCAGCUGUGGACAGCUGAAGAAUGUGCUCAUUUGGUUCUUUUGGGUUUUGUGGAGCCUAACCUUGCGGUGUUGCAUAAGAACAAACCGGCGGCAUCAGUGGGGAACAGCUCAGCUGUUUCUCCAAAACAAGAUCAGAACAACUGCAGUAGAAAGUUAGCAGGAUCAUCACGUUUCAGUACCACGCUGCUCAUUUAUACUGUAAGUACCAAAUGAAUGGACACGUGACGGUUAAACAUGGUACUGUCUGUUUGUUGGUAAUUUUUAUAUGUUUCUUUGCUUCAGUGACGGUGCACUUUCCAUAAACGCCACAUCGAAGUCAUGUGGGACGAUGUUUUGUAGAUAAAUUGAUAUUAAAACAUCAUGUUACAGAUUUGA